This is a messenger RNA of Penicillium mononematosum, 1026 nucleotides long. RefSeq lists its product as uncharacterized. NCBI's taxonomy places the organism in Eukaryota, Fungi, Ascomycota, Eurotiomycetes, Eurotiales, Aspergillaceae. The coding region runs from base 1 to 1026 and encodes 341 amino acids. The record is from RefSeq and is a predicted model, not a curated record. The transcript has 3 exons.
AUGUCUACUACUGCAACCACCGUUGAGACCGCCCAGGUCAACCCAAACUUGCAUGGCUUUGGUCGCAUGCGUGUUGAUGGUACCGAUAGGCAUUUUGGAGAUUUCCGAGAUGACCUCACCAGAGAUGGUUUCGCCAUCGUCAAAGGCGCUAUUCCCAAAGAAAAGGCUUUGAAGUAUGCCGAUGAGAUGUACUCCUGGCUAGAGGGCUUUGAACUGGGAUUUGACAGAAAUGAUCUGUCUAGUGUGCACAAAGACAAACUUCCCCUGAUCAAUGAGAAGGGCAUGUGUCUGCACUACGCCCUUCCUCAUGAGAAGUUUGUCUGGGAUAUUCGAAGUGAGCCUGGAGUUGUUAGUGCCUUCGAGAAGAUCUACGAUGACGAGGAUCUUAUUGUGUCCUUCGAUGCCAUCAAUUUCCAGUUCCCCAACCGUACUGACAUUGCUCCCAACAAGCCCUGGCCACACCAGGACCAGGACCCUGAGAAGCAUGGUUUCCGUUGCAUGCAAGGACUAGUGAACCUGCUUCCCAACGGCCCAGAAGACGGCGGAUUGAUCGUCUGCCGAGGCGGCCACCUCAUAUCCGAACAAUUUCACAGAGCGAUGGCCGACGAAGAAAGAAUUCCAGCCUGGACACCUGAAUGGUAUGGCUUUACCGAGCGCGGCAUGAAAUGGCUCGAAGACCACGGCUGCAAGUGGGAAAAGCUCAGCGCCGAGCCUGGUGAUCUUCUUCUCUGGGACUCACGCACGCCUCACUACAACCUGAGUCCGAAGAAGAACCAGCCACGCUUUGCCGUCUAUACCUGCUUUAUGCCUGUUGCAGACGCGACCCAAGACGACCUACUGCGCAAGAAAGAAGCGUUUGAUCGUCGUGUUGGUACUACGCACUGGCCGAAUGCGAAGCAUACUGGGUCCAAUGUCGCCCAGCGGGACGGGAAGGAGGAUGCUCAUAAUCGUUCCAAGCCACUGAAUGACCCAGUUUUGAGUGAGAGAGCUUUUAAGCUCACUGGUAUUCCUUAUAUCAAGGCUUAG